CCCCCGCACAUUCCAGAAGCUUCUUCCCCGCCACCACCGCCGCCGCCGCCGGCGAGGAUGGGGACCCGUGCCCUUCCGCUCCCUUGCCAAUUCGAGCUCCUCCUCGGCGAAGACCGCGACCGGUGGCCGCCGGAGGCCAGGUUCAUCGAGGCCGCCCACCGCGGCGACGUCCGCGGCAUCAAGGAGAUUGCAAAGGAGCUGGACGUGCACGGGCAUGGGAUCCCGGUGACGGUGGCCAGCACGAGCUACAUGGGCAUGAACGCGCUCCACGCCGCUGGCGGCCGCGGCAGGCUGCCCACGUACGAGUACCUCGUCGAGGAGGUCAAGAUGGACAUCAACAAGCCUGACACCUCCCAGGAUUAUUCACCCGUGGAGCAUGCCGUUACCUAUGGCAACCUUCCUGCCGUCAGGUACCUUCUUGAUCAAGGCGCCGAUGUGCAUCAACAACGUUCAGGAAACAUCAGUCUUCUUCAUUCAGCUGCAGCUCAUGGGCACUGUGAAAUAGUAAAGUAUCUUCUAUCUAGAGGAGUGGAUAUUGAUGCACAAUCAAUUAUUGGGACACCACUCGCUUUUGCUGCUCAGAAAGGACAUGCUACUGUUGUGAAGAUACUUUUGCAGCACAAUGCAGAUCCCAACAAGGGUACUUGUAUUCUUGGACCUUUAGACAUGGCGUUACACAAAUCUAAUGUGUCUUGUGCGAAGCUAUUGAUUCAGGGUGGAGCUAAUGUGAGCGGUGCUGGCCCUUGUUAUAAUCCCUUGAUAACGGCUGCAGAGAAGGGCUUAACUGAAGCUAUCAAGUGCUUGUUGGAAGCUGGUGCAAAUCCAAAUGUUCUUGACCAGUUUGGUAGAUUGCCAAUAGAAUUGGCUGCUGAGUAUGGUACACGGGAAGACGUUGAGAUGCUCUUUCCUUCCACCUUGCCAAUUUCAACUGUGACAAAUUGGAGCGUUGACGGUAUCGUUAGUCAUGUGAAGAUGGAAAUCAAGCAGCUUGAGGAUGACAAUUUUGUCCAAACGAGGGCUUCUGACCUGAAACAACAAGGGGAUGAAGCAUUUAAGAAGCAGGAUUAUCUGAAUGCAUCAGUGUUCUACACACAGGCUCUGAAGAUGGAUAACUUCGACGCGAAGUUGUUAUCAAACAGGAGUCUUUGCUGGCUUCGCAUGGGUAAUGGGGAAAGGGCUUUUGGUGAUGCACAUGAAUGCAUAGCGCUUUGCCCGAAAUGGGCAAAGGCACACUAUCGGCUAGGCGCAGCUUUUAUGUUUAUGGAGGCGGCAUGUGAAUUUGGAGAAAUCAUGUGUUCCCAAAAUCGGAAGGCGGCUUCUAGGCGCCGAUUUUUUGCCUAUGUGGAAGGCUUAGCACCUGUACAAGGUGGAGCAUUGGGAGGGGUAAAUAAAGUGCCAGCGCCUGCGACGGUGACUGCAGUUGAGGCGACGCCGGUGCCAUUGCAAGCAUCCAACAAAUGUAAGUUCCCGAUCAUUGACGUGGACCAAGAUCCACCAGGGAGCAGAGACGUCGAUGAUGCGGGGAGUGUCGAUCACAUCGGCCGCCUCCCGGAUGCCGUUCUUUGCAGUAUCGUCUCUCUUCUCCCCACCAAGGAAGGUGCCCGCACGCAAGUCAUCUCUCGCCGAUGGCGUCCGCUAUGGCACUCCGCUCCUCUCAACCUCGUGGUGGACCAAGAACUCAACAGCAACAACCACAAUUUGGGCGACUUGAUUUCAAAGAUCCUCUCUGUGCAUCCUGGCCCCGCACGCCGCUUCUCGCUCUGCCUCUCUAGUAGCAAGUAUCAUGGCAAGAUCAAAGGCUGGCUUAGUUCCCAAGCCCUGGACAAGCUACAGGAGUUUGAGCUCAUCCCCAAACACUGGUUUGACGUCAGGGAUACGUUCUACCUACUGCCAUUGUCCGUCUACCGCUUAGCGCCCACGCUCCGUGUGGCCAAGUUUGGCGGCUGCCGUUUCUCCGACUGGAUUGUGAAGCUGUCGCUCAAGUUUCCGUGCCUCAAGCAGCUCACCCUGGAUAGAGUCGCCAUCUCGGAGGACGCUCUCCAGAGCAUGCUCUCUGACUGCUAUGCCUUGGAGAGCCUUGAGCUAAAGAAAAAUUCUGUCUUUCGUCGCCUCUGCAUCAGCUCCCAAACUCUUAAGAGUGUAGGCUUUUGCACUAACUGGUUUAAAGAAAGUGUCCCUUUGCAAGAGUUGGUCAUCGAGGAUGCCCCGUGCCUUGAGAGAUUGCUACCACUUGUUCCACAGGUUGGCCCAAGGACCAUACGGGUAAUCUCGGCACCUAAACUGAACAUAUUGGGUGCACUCUCUACAGGCAUAACAGAACUUCAGCUUGGAACCACAGUUUUCCGGAAUAUGAUUGCUAUUGACUUGACAACCAAAAUGCACAGCGUGAGGGUGUUGGUUCUUGACUACACUAAUCUGGAUAUAGUGGUUAACUUCCUCAAGUGCUUCCCCUGCUUGGAGAGGCUGCAUGUCUUUUUCCAGUCAAGGAUGAGUUGUAUUAACCCCCAGGAGUAUGACCCACCGGAACCGAUUGAAUGCCUUGAGCUGCAUCUCAAAGAAGUACUGUUGAAGAAUUAUAAUGGCACCAUCCCUUUGUGUAUUGACUUUGCCAAGUUCUUUGUUUUGAAUGCGAAAGUGCUAAAGAAAAUGAAAAUCACAUUGCCUUACCACCGGCAGUAUAACUGGUUUGCUAAUCAACACCUGCUGCUGCGGACCAAAGAUAGAAUUUCUCAAGAUGCUCGGAUUGAACUGAGAUGCGGCAAUAAUGUUUAUUUCAGAGACAACAGGAACACCCAUGAUUUGUCAAUGGCUGAUCCUUUUGACGUGCCCUCCAGCGGAUGUAAAAAGUGUAGUGGAUCCCCAUUUUGAAGAUUGCCUUGCCUAGUGUUCAAAGCCCAACUUUAUGUCGCUGGUUUUGUUUCUAGCCUGACGCUCAAAGAAAGGAUCUACUUCACUCAGUGAUGGAAUGUUUUGUGGCCUAGUCAGAAUUAUACCUGGUGGUGGAGGAGGUGGUGUCUAAGCUCAGGCUUCAAAUCCGAACUUGCCGCUUGAAGGGGUUCGUCAGUAGUUUAUUUUAUAUGUGCUAUUGCGCUGGUUUAGAUCUGUAAUGCUUAGUUGGUUGUGGUAAUCUGUUUUGUUGCUUGGUCCUGUAAUUUAAGCUGCUGAUGGAAGCAGCUAGUACUAUAUUUAUCUACUGUAUCCUAUAACUUGCUUUAGUGAAAAAAGAUGAUGACCUUCAUGCCUUCUGUCUCAAAUUUAUCCCUUUGCAAUUCAUGUCAGAAUGUUUGCAACCUUGUCUCUGCUAGUUUCAGUGAAUAGUGCAUCUUUGGUUUGUAGAAGUGUUCAUUUAUCGUUCCAGCUUUCAGGUGAUAAUUUGAUGUCAUGAAACCAUGUAGUGGUCUAGCUUACUUGAUUUUUCCUUCUCUGCAUAUACGCAAUAAUAUUACUCCUACUUACUAAUUUGUGCG
Molecule: messenger RNA, 3467 nt
Organism: Triticum dicoccoides
Lineage: Eukaryota; Viridiplantae; Streptophyta; Magnoliopsida; Poales; Poaceae
Exons: 15
Coding region: 58-2868 (936 amino acids)
Molecular function (GO): protein binding
Source: RefSeq, a predicted model, not a curated record